AUGUGCAACAUGCAGCGCUCAGCGUUGCUCAUACUUUCGUUCUUGAGCACUCUGGUUUUGUCUUGGCCUUAUGACGAGUCACUCUCCGAUUAUAAUGUUAACGAAAACAAAUCUGCUACUGCCCCAAUCGAUUACUGGGGGGAAUGGCCAAAUCAUGAAUAUCACCCGUCGCCGGAUAACUGGCGUUUUCCUGUCUACACGAUCUUCCUCGACAGGAUAUCAAAUGGCGACCCAACAAACGACGAUAUCAACGGGACUACCUUUGAACAUGUCGUCAACUCUAAUCAAAUGCGACACGGCGGAGAUUUAGAAGGAUUGCUGGAUACACUAGACUACAUUCAGGGAAUGGGAUUUAAGGCUAUUUACUUCGCCGGAACCUAUUUGAUGAACCUCCCCUGGGCCUACGAUGGCUAUUCACCGACCGACACCACCCUUCUCGAUAUGCAUCAUGGUACACUAGACGACUGGAGGCGGACUAUUGCAGAGAUUCACAAGCGUGACAUGUAUGUCCUUGUGGACAAUACAGUGGCUACUCUGAGUAACCUGAUAGGAUUCAAAGGGCACUUGAAUGAUUCUGCCGACUUUAAUCCUGACGAAUACCAAGUCGAAUGGGUCACCGAGAGACGGUACGCCGAUUUUCAAUUCGGCAACGACUAUAACGAUACCUGCAACUUUCCCAAGUUCUGGAACGAGACCGGCUUUCCGAUAACCUCCGGCGGACCUGACGAGUUGAAAGGUUGCUACAACUCAGACUUUGACCAGUUUGGAGAAUUGGAGGCAUUUGGAAACUUCCCCGACUGGCAGCGCCAGCUCACAAAGUUUGCCUCGGUGCAGGAUCGCUUACGCGAAUGGCAUAAACCAAUCCGCGACAUCAUCACUCAACAUUCCUGCGCUCAAAUUGCAAGUUUGGAUGUCGAUGGAUUCCGAUUUGAUAAGGCUGUGCAAGCAACUCUCGAGCCGUUGAGUGAGAUCAUGGCUGUCUACCGAGAAUGCGCGAAGAAGUACGGCAAGGAUAACUUCUUUCUUCCUGGAGAGAUCACGGCUGGAGAUACAUUCGGCAGUCUUUACCUUGGGCGCGGGCGUCAACCAGAUCAGCGCCCAGACUCAGCAGGUGCUGGUGUCAAAUUGACAAAUAACUCAGAUGGAGCUUUCUUGAGAGAUGAUGGAUUGCAAGCAUUGGAUGCCUCAGCAUUCCAUUACACAAUCUACCGUUCAAUGACCCGAUUUCUAGGAAUGGAUGGUAAUCUAGUCGCAGGAUUUGAUCUGCCGACCGAUUUCAUUGAAGCUUGGAACGAAAUGCUCGUUACGAACGAUUUUAUCAAUGCUUUCACAGGAGAAUUGGAUCCCAGGCAUAUGUACGGUGUGUCCAACCAGGACAACUUCCGCUGGCCUUCAAUCAAGAACGGCACAGAUAAGUAUCUCCUGGGUCUUUAUAUUGUCACACUGGAGCUACCUGGAAUUCCUCUCAUUCUGUGGGGUGAAGAGCAGGCAAUGUACGUGUUUGACGCCACUGCAUCGAACUAUCUCUUUGGCCGACAGCCCAUGACUUACCAGACCGCAUGGUGGACAAACGGUUGUUUCAACCUGAACACGUCAAAAUUUUUUGAUUUCCCGAUCGAAAAGGGACGAGAUGGUUGUAAUGACAUAACCGUCACCUAUGAUCAGCGAAACCCUGCCCAUCCACUCCGCAACGUUAUGAAGCGGAUGUUUGAGAUUCGGGCACACUAUCCGGUCGCAAAUGAUGGCUUGUAUCUCAGUACCAUCUCUCAACUGACAAAGGACAUAUUUUUGCCGGGCUCAUCUACCACUCCCACAGUGACGGGUCUUUGGUCAGUCCUGCGAAGCUACUUCCCAGGUGUCCAAAAAGAAUCGCAGACAAAUGAGACCCUCUGGCUAGUGUAUCAAAACGGAAACUCGACAGAAACUUUUGGCGGUGACUGCAGUAACAAGAGUGCUGCUCUACUAUCUCCAUUUCAGUCGGGGACCAAGCUGAAAAAUCUCUUCUAUCCUUACGACGAGAUCACUCCUCAAGAUGGACCCGAUAGCGACUAUGGCUGUGUGAAGAGCAUGGAACUUCUCCCUUGGGAGUAUAGGGCGUAUGUCAAGAAAAGCGAUUUCGUGGAGCCUGGUCCUACGGUCACCGACUUCUCACCUGGUCACGAUUCCCGAUUUAUCUCUUCACAAGACACGGGCGAAACUUUGCCAAUUGAAUUGGGUUACUCGACAGAGAUGGAGUGUGCCAGCAUAACCAAAGCGAUCACUCUGAACUCGACAACCGAGAAGGGAAUCACUGCCUCUCUUGAUAAAGACAGUGUCAGCUGCAAAAAGAUAUCCGCCCGAACAACUAGCAACAACUUCGUCGGCGAGAUUCCUACUGUGUGGACUUGGUCCGCGAACGUGACUAAUGUUUACCACGGCAUUCACCAGCUUACUGUCGCAAAUGUUUCUUCGUCUGGAGUCUAUACCAACUCUACUGACAGGUUCCUUUUCCGCGUCGGUCUCGAGAACAAUCCACUCAUAACCCCACUCUCCAAUUACUCCACCAGCUUGCUUCACAGAUCCGAUGAUGGAUUUUUCGUCAAGCACAGUGCUGCUGGUGCUGAUAAAUUCCGAUACUCCACCGAUUUUGGAAGUACAUGGUCCAAGUGGGCAUCGUAUGAAGGUGGGAAUACAACCAUUGAUGUCUCUGCUUUCACUGGAACAGACCAGCAGAAGUGGAAGGGAACACAUGUCCGAGUCCAAUAUUUUUCACGGCUCACCGGCAGCAGUGACUACAUCCAAGAGGGUGACGCUGGAUGGGAAAACGAUGGUGUCCGGAGAUUUCCUCACUUGUGGUUCAAUGGCCCCUUCAAUCAAUACGGCUAUGACCAGGGACUGGCGAGUGAAAUGAAGUUCGACACUGAGACCUCUCGUUGGAACUACGACUUUGUUUACGAAUGGCCAUCGAUAGGACAGUUGAACGUCUGGGGAAUUGACAAGGGUGGCAUCCCAGACACAACGGAAGUUUACGGCGACGUCGGAAAUUCUUCUAAUGUGCAAAAGCUUCCUCCCUCUUACCUGUCAUCCAACGUUAUCAACAUCACAAAUUUGCCUCCAUUUCCACACCUUGGCUGGAAGAUUUCUCUCAACGACGCCAAUUUGAGGUAUGAGUUGAUUCCUAUUGGAAGCGGUUGGGCUCAACUUGUGCUCUACGUUCUUCUUUGGGUUGUCCCGAUUUUGAUGGGAUUGGCCGGAAUUUUCAUUUUCAUUCAAACCUUCUACCGUGUCAAGCUCAACAAGGAUGGAAAUGUGGCCAAGGAUGAAAAGCUACCGGUAGCUCUUUAUCACAGAGUCAAAAACAGGCUUUCCACACGGAAGGACCUUGCAAGCUCAUUGUCCGAAGAUGGCGUACCGACAGACAUUGCCGUGGCAGGCGCUGGAAAUGAUCAAAGGCGGACCGUUUUGAUUGCUACCAUGGAGUAUGAUAUCCAAGACUGGAAUAUCAAAAUCAAGAUUGGUGGGCUUGGUGUCAUGGCCCAGCUCAUGGGUCAGAAUCUGAAGCAUCAGAACCUCAUCUGGGUGGUGCCCUGCGUUGGCGAUGUCGAUUAUCCCACAGACACCCCGGUUGAACCAUAUGUGGUGACAAUCUUGGAUAAACCAUACCUCAUCAACGUUCAGUACCACGUAGUGGAUAAUAUCACAUAUGUUCUGCUGGAUGCUCCAGUUUUCCGGCAACAAACGAAAGCUGAGGUCUACCCACCCAGAAUGGACGAUUUGCCAUCGGCAAUCUAUUACUCUGCUUGGAACCAGUGUAUUGCAGAGACAAUCAGACGAGCACCUGAUAUUGAUCUUUAUCACAUUAACGAUUUUCAUGGAUGCUUAGCUCCGCUGUAUCUCCUGCCCACGCGAACCAUUCCGGUCUGCUUAUCCUUACACAACGCCGAAUUCCAGGGGCUUUGGCCACUCCGGACCCAAAAGGAGAAGCAAGAAGUGUGUUCUGUUUUCAACCUUUCGAUCGAGACCGCAACCAAAUAUUGUCAGUUUGGCAACGUCUUCAAUCUACUCCACACAGGUGCAAGCUAUUUGCGAUUCCACCAGCGAGGCUUUGGCGCUGUCGGUGUCUCUAACAAAUAUGGAAAACGCUCAUGGGCCAGAUAUCCAAUUUUCUGGAGUCUGAACAACAUUGGCAGCUUGCCGAACCCCGAUCCCGCCGAUACAAAGGAGGAAGAUGUGCAAAUUUCGGUCCAGACGGACGAAGAAUCGAGCCAUGAUAAACUCCAGGCACAGAAAUGGGCAGGCUUGAACGAGGAUGCCGACGCUGAUCUCCUAGUGUUUGUGGGACGAUGGUCGAAGCAAAAGGGAGUGGACUUGAUUGCCGAUAUUCUGCCCAGUGUCCUUUCUGCUAGACCUCAUGUGCAGGUUAUCUGUAUUGGCCCCGUCAUUGAUCUUUAUGGAAGACUGGCUGCUGUCAAAUUGGAGCGUAUCAUGGAAAUGUUCCCCGGUCGCGUGUUCUCGAAGCCCGAGUUUACGGCACUACCUCCUUUCAUCUUCUCUGGCGCUGACUUCGCUCUCAUUCCGUCCCGAGACGAACCAUUCGGCUUGGUGGCUGUUGAAUUCGGUCGCAAGGGUGCUCUGGGUAUUGGUGCACGCAUUGGAGGUCUUGGACAGAUGCCAGGCUGGUGGUAUACAGUUGAAUCUGAUUCGGCUCGCCAUCUUUUGCAUCAAUUAAGAACCGCUAUUGGGUCUGCCUUGGAUUCAUCGCCAGAGACCAGACAAGAAAUGCGUCUCAAUUCAGCCAAACAGCGCUUCCCUGUUCUCGAAUGGGUUCGGAAACUCGAAGUGCUGCAGCGAACAGCAAUUCACACUCAUCACUCCAAGAACAAAGACACUGUCAGAGGCCCAUCGCGCGAAUCGCAUAUUUACUGGGAAGUACAAGGCCUCCAAUCCUCCUCUGGAUCUCGGCCAAUGUCGAGUUAUUCUACACUCGGGGCUUCAGAAACCCAACCAGCGAGAAUCUCUCAGCUUGUCCAACCGUCCCUUCUUGAGCUACAGGCAGCCGAGCUAAGAGACAUGCAAGAUACCGAUAGUAGCGGUAAGAAUUCACCCCGCCGACAAUUGUCACUUGGUCGACGAUCUGGGCCUGGACAAGGAAGAAAACGCUUGGUCAAGAGGUCUCUGAGAGAGAGCCAGAUGCUUGAGAGAAUGACGGAAGGGGAUGCUACGGACGUGGAGGAUGAUGGCAUUGACGCGCCCCAGGAGAAUUUCAUCUCCCCCGAGGAGGCAGUGGCCGCAGUGAAGCGUGCCCUUGGCUCCCAGGACGUCGAUCCAUCUUCUGGAGAUAGUAGAAGUCACUCUCGUAACGAUUCAAAUCUGUCAGCUACAGAAUCGUCUCGUUUUGUCUCCCGAGACUCCUCACCAGUCCGAUCCCCCCGACGCUCCCGCGACACCAGUCCUGGCGAGGAUAAUUUUCUUACACCUCCUCAGAAUGUAUCUGUUCUUUCAUUGCCCUCUGUGGUUGCAGACCACGAAACACCUGUCUUCCAUCUGCAAAAGGUCGACCCGACUUUCACAGACAGUAUGGGUCAUUUCACGCGGCGCUUUGAGGAAAAUCUCGCCAAUCUCAAUAAGAAGAACUCGGCUACGGACCACUGUAUCGAGGUGUACUUGAUGAAGAGCGAGCAGAAAUUCUUCAACAUGUAUACCGACGCCCAGUUGAAAAAGCAGCCAAAAAUUGAAGAGCGUCCUGUGACUGGAGCAGGUUUGGAAGAAGUUGUGGAUGACUCGGAAAGUAACAGCCUACCACAAACCUCUCAGAACCUCGAGUCAAAUGGAUCUGAUGAUAUUGAUCAAUGGCUUUCUCGCCUCGGAUAUAAGAGACCCAUUGCCAUCCAAAGAUUCAUGAGAUGGCGUGUUGGAAACUGGCCAGUCUACGCCCUAUUCCUGGGUCUGGGCCAGAUCAUUGCGACAAAUUCCGCACAAAUCACACUUCUGGUGGGCACAGUCGGUGAAACUGCCGUCAAACUUUACAUUAUCGCGGCUGUUUACUGUCUCUCUUCGAUCGUUUGGUGGUUCCUGUUCUACCGGUUUCCAUCAGUGAUUGUUCUCAGUCUUCCUUGGUUUAUCUACUCGAUGGCUUUCAUCAUCAUUGGCGUUUCGCCAUACGCGCUUUCAAAUCUUGGUCAGACAUGGGCUCAGAAUAUCGCCGCAGGUGUUUAUUCUGCUGCAUCCUCUAGUGGAUCUUUGUUCUUUGCCCUCAAUUUUGGUGACCAGGGUGCUGUUCCUGUCAAAGACUGGAUGUUCCGUGCAAGUCUCAUUCAAGGCCUUCAACAGAUUUAUACUGUCGCUCUGUGGUUCUGGAGCUCCAGGGUCACCGCAGUGGAAGUAGGAGGAAUUUCAACGGCUGCCUUGAAUAGUUGGAAGCUUACGGCUGUUGUCAUGCCCAUCGCUGCAGUCUGCUUUAUCAUUGGAGUGCUGCUUGCUCUGGGUCUGCCCAAGUACUACCGUCAAGCCCCCGGAAAGAUCCUUUUCUUCUACACUUCUCUUUUCCGUCGACGAAUUGUCCUCUGGUUCUUCUUCAUGGUCAUUAUCCAGAAUUGGUUCCUUGCCUCGGCAUUUGGUCGCAAUUGGUCUUUCCUCUGGUCUUCCAAUCACGCCAAAACAUGGGAAAUUGUCGUGCUGGUUGUAUUCUUCUUCAUUGUUGUCUGGGUUGCUGCAAUGGUUCUUUUCAGGUUCCUAUCUAAAGAGCAUUCUUGGAUCUUGCCUGUCUUCGGCCUGAGUAUUGGCGCUCCACGAUGGGCACAAGUGUGGUGGGGAACGUCUAACAUUGGAUAUUAUCUUCCAUGGGCCGGGGGUCUGACUUCUGGUGCCCUCGUUUCCCGAUGCCUUUGGCUGUGGCUGGGUGUUCUUGAUGAAAUCCAGCAGGUCGGCUUGGGAAUGAUUCUCCUACAAACCUUGACCCGAGUUCAUGUUUGCUUUGUUUUGUUAGCUGCCCAGGCUCUUGGAUCCAUUGCCACGAUUUGCGCCCGAGGAUUUGCGCCGAAUAAGGUCGGCCCUGCUGGUGUCUCUCCGGAUGUGGGUUCAUCAAUCGACAAAGUUGGUAAUGCGUGGUUCUGGAUUUCUCUUUUCUUCCAGCUUCUAGCAAGCUUUGGUUUCCUCCUCUUUUACCGCCGCGAACAGCUGAAUCGGCCGUGA
Messenger RNA from Penicillium manginii, 7170 nucleotides. RefSeq names its product alpha-1,3-glucan synthase Ags3 (gene ags3). Gene Ontology annotation, biological process: fungal-type cell wall (1->3)-alpha-glucan biosynthetic process. Gene Ontology annotation, cellular component: fungal-type cell wall. Bases 1 to 7170 code for a protein of 2389 amino acids. Lineage: Eukaryota; Fungi; Ascomycota; Eurotiomycetes; Eurotiales; Aspergillaceae. Gene Ontology annotation, molecular function: alpha-1,3-glucan synthase activity. The record is from RefSeq and is a predicted model, not a curated record. The transcript is spliced from 4 exons.